AUCUUCCCGCCGUCUGUAUGCGGUGGUAACAAAACCUUCCGAUUAGUUUUAUCUUCUCUCUCACUCUCUCUAAUGGCUUCUUCUUCUUUACCUCUAUCUCUUCCAUUUCCACUCCGAUCACGCAGUAGCACUACUCGAUCUCUACCUUUCCGAUGCUCCCCUCUCUUUCCAUCUCUUCCUUCUUCAAUCAUUUGCUUCUCAACUCAAAACCCCUCCGGUUACGAUCGCGAAGAGGUCCGGUGGCUUCGAGAAGAGCAGAGAUGGAUUCGGGAAGAGCAACGAUGGAUUCGAGAGGAACAGAGAUGGAUACGCGAGCGUGAAUCGCUUCUACGAGAGAUUUCGGAUCUCCAGCUAAAAAUUGAAUCCCUAGAGUCGCGAAAUUCGCAAUUGGGGAGUUCUGUUCCCGAUACGGUUUCGAGUAUCGCUGCUUUGCUUCAGGUUUUGAAGGAGAAGAAUCGGAUUUCGGAGAGUGGGUUAAGCGCAACGCCGAUGGUAUUGGAGAAUACGAGAGAACUUGUGGUUGAGGAAGAGGAAGUGGAAUUGGUAGAAGAAGAAGAGAAGCGAGUGAUUAUUGCUGAGGAGAAAGUUAGGGUUUCGGAGCCUGACCUGAAGAAGGAGAAGAGGAGGACGUUGAAGGUUGGAAGCGAAGGCGACGAUGUUCAAGCUUUGCAGGAAGCUCUGCUAAAAUUAGGAUUCUAUUCGGGUGAAGAGGACAUGGAGUUUUCUAGCUUUUCAAGUGGGACAGCAAGAGCUGUUAAGACUUGGCAAGCAUCGCUUGGCGUCCGUGAGGAUGGGGUAAUGACUGCAGAGCUUCUUCAAAGGUUGUUCAUGGAUGAGGACACAGAGACAGAUAAGGAUGAAGCUAAUACAGUGAAGCAAGAGGAAGCUGGUAACGGAGCGGUAUUUACAUCAGUGACACAAGUCCCUGAGAAGAAGCAAUCAAUCAUCAAAGAUCAAAGUGAUGGAGAAGUUGACGUUACUCAAAAUCGGGUUUUUCUUCUUGGAGAAAACAGGUGGGAAGAUCCCUCCAGGCUCAUUGGCAGGAACAAACCAGUAGACAGAAGUAAAUCUACAAACACCAAAACGAGGUGCAUCACUUGUAGAGGGGAGGGUCGAUUGAUGUGCCUAGAGUGCGACGGAACUGGUGAACCAAACAUUGAACCGCAGUUUAUGGAGUGGGUUGGUGAAGAUACGAAAUGUCCGUACUGUGAAGGUCUUGGCUAUACAAUUUGCGAUGUCUGUGACGGUAAUAAAAACGUAUAAUGAAGGUUCAUGUUUUAUACACAGACGCAUUUAUUUAAACGAUAUAAGCAUAUAUAUAUGUUUAUGAAUACAUAUGUACAACUUCUUCUUUAUAUCAGAAGUAUGAUAUUUGCAUUA
This is a messenger RNA of Capsella rubella, 1380 nucleotides long. Its product is annotated as protein disulfide isomerase pTAC5, chloroplastic. The record is from RefSeq and is a predicted model, not a curated record. NCBI's taxonomy places the organism in Eukaryota, Viridiplantae, Streptophyta, Magnoliopsida, Brassicales, Brassicaceae. The transcript is spliced from 6 exons. The coding region runs from base 73 to 1263 and encodes 396 amino acids.